UUAGCACUCUGGACUUUGAAUCCAGCGAUCCGAGUUCAAAUCUCGGUGGGACCUUGAUAACAAAUUUUUUUUUUAAUUGUUUUUUGCAGCUGCGAUAAUCGUAAUUUCAGGGAUAAAAAUUAUUGUUUCACUUUAAUCUCUGAAAUGGUACCGCGAGCACAUGGAAUAGUGAAUGGCGGCGUAUCUGUGGGAGUUAAGGGAUGCUGGGAAGGGAGCAUUAUUGAUCGUGCGAAAAUGGGAUGGACGUAUCCAUUCGCGCCGAGCACCCAGUCCGCGGACGUGGGACCGUCGUGUCUCAACCUCAAAAACACGCUUUUAGGCCUUUAACGUUAGUUUAAUAAACCGAAAUACCACAAAACGGUCCCUGCUGGAGCGUUCGCGACUCAAAAACCAAAUGUUAACACCGCGCGCGUUUGAUAAACCCAAAAAACAGAAACACCAAGUAGGAAACCAGCAUGAUCAGUGAUCUCAAGUAUCUUCGACCAAAAACCUCGUCAAUACGCUUAAAUAUCAAUAAUUAGACACCGAUGGUUUGCAUAGAGUGAUAGAAAAUCAUGUGUUUUGAGUGCCGUAUGCUGUAAGGAACGGAUGAUAAAGUGAGAUGGCUGAAGUAUUCUCGCCUGGAUAAGUGAGAAAUGUGUUCUAGCAAAAUGUGUGGGAUAAAUUCAUUUUCUAAACGUAAAUUCUGUUUAAAAUGGUGCUGGAGGAAGCGUUGGCCUAGGCUGGCGCCGUUUGAACGUUCUUUAUAAAACUAGUUUACUCAUAAUUAAAAAAUAACCUCAAGAUGAAUUCGUUUAAUGCCCCGACGACCCAAAUAAACGCAAUAGACAAAAUGACAACAGUAAAGUCCAAAUCGGUGGACCUGGAGGGAUAUGUUAUCAUUGUGGCUCAGACCAAAGAUAACAAAGUGAAGCUGUACGGCUCCCCGUCCGCCGGUAACAUGGACAACCUCGAGCUCGCCGACGAAAUCAUGGACGUGAACGAGACGCGACUAGACGAGAUGAACCACACGGAGGUCAUUGGACACAUUCAUGAGUGCAUCUCGUCCUGUCUCAUCAAACUCCGAGUGAAGCGACGUAGCGAGACCAAACUUUUAUCGGACAUCGGACUCAGCAAUAUCCAGGAUGCGUUCCUCAUCGCGGUGGAGGAGCAGGCGGCGCAGCGCCUCCAGCGGCUGUCAGCCCUCAAGCGUAUCACCCCGGUGGACAUGUCCAAGUUGUCUGUAGAGUUGAAUCGCCGAAAACGAACGCAGCCUGAGAACCGGCAAGAGCUGAACGGCUACAUAGGCAACUCCACCGUCUACGUCACCUCCAUCAACGAGGACGGAGCCAUCGAGACCAAACCCACCAUCUCAUCCCCCAAGUCACUCCCCAGAUCCCUCCAGGCCAAACCCACCCCCAUCAUAGCCAACGGAAUAGACAAAAAAGAACCUAUCAAAGAAGUUGUCGAAGUUAAAGUGGAACCGGAGAAACAUGAGAAGGACAUUAGUGAGAAAAGUUUGAAAAUUAAAGUGGAUAGUGUUGAUAGUGAAGUGAAUAGUGAGAAGGAUCCUUACAGUGUUGCUAGGGAGCACCUCAGUAACGGGAGGUGCGAGAAGCUGAUCGGGGAGCCUGAUUAUAAGAUCAGGGCGUCGGCUGUUGUGGAGAAUAAUAAGCUUGGACCAGGGGAGAAAGGACCGCGGCGCCGCUCGGGCUCGAGCAUCGUGGUGCUGGGCGCCGAGGACGAAAAGCGACCGCCGCCGGAUGACGACAAAGACAUGCUUACUAUGCUGUCCCUCUCCGCAGACACCGGUCCUCACCGCGAGAUGGCGGUGGACGUUCCGGACAGCUUCAUCGCGCGCAACAAGACGCCGCCCCGCUACCCGCCGCCCCGCCCGCCGCAGGUACGCCUGCGCCCCUCCAGGGACGACGAGACCCUCCUCCUAUCCUCCGGCUCCGGCACCAGCUUCGGCAGCAAACACUCCGUCCUACAGAGCGCCGUAGACUCAGGACCUAGCUCUGACGGCUCCAGCUACAAGAACAACAGCACUAUGGAGUUAUUAUCAGGACCACAGAGUUCCGAAGGAUCUGGGACUAGCUUUGGAAGCAAAAAAUCAAAAGGCUCCUCAGAAACAGCCAAAUGCGACUUGCUAUCCGACAGAGGAUCAGUAGCAUCGAACACUACACACACUUUAAGCGACCAUAAGAUCCAACUUCUCAUUUCUAAUGGCGACGAUUCUUUGCUAGAUUGUAGAGAAGGCGUCUCGUACUCAGCGCGGACGGAUUCUGUGCUCAUACGUGAAGCGGUCUACGCGUCUUACAAACUCCCUCCUGGCUUCGACACAACGCCGGUCCUUCUCGGGAGGGAGGUGGCGGUGGAUGUCCCGGAUUCGUUUGUCCAGAUUGUGAAAACCACCCCGAAAUACCCGGGUACCGUGGACAGAAAGAGCUUGCAGCAGGUGAACGGCACCGCGAAGACAGCCGCCCCCGCCAUCCCCCCGCGGGAGGCGCCCCGCGACGCACCCCCGCGGCCGCCAGCACAUGAUGUCACUAAAGAGCAGAUGGAGUCUAUCAAGAAAUAUCAGGAACAACUCCGACAACGCAAAGAGGCGGAGGAACGCGCGGCGGCCCAGAACGAGUUCUUACGCACCUCGCUCCGCGGGUCCAACAAGCUCCAGGCGCUGGAGUCCACGCCCAGCGGUGGGACCGCCUUCGUCAACGAUGCCUACGACCCCUACGAUGACGAGCUGGACGGCGAGUCGACGCUUUACAACCUUGUUGAUUACCAAGAAGUAUCAGCAGCGCUCACACGCAUCCAAAAGGCGCUCGGCUCAGCCGGGGAGUCGGCGCUGGCGGCGCGGGUGGCGGGCGCGGCCAGCGCGCUGCUAUGUCCGGAACUGCGGACCGCGCUGGGCACGAGGACCGCUGUGCUGACGGCAGCAAGGCAUGAGCGGCCUGGGCUAGCACCGCCGGUUACACAUAGGGCCACGGAGCGGCUAAAAGAAUGUAUGGAUGUAGUAGGCUCUCAUACAACUACCGGCGGGGUGGCCGCGGCGCUCUGUGCGGAACUUUUAGCCGCACUGGGAGGUCUAGAGCUAGAGUCGCUUCUACAAGCACAUGACCAAGCUGCAGCGCUGCUGGACCCGGCUAGCUUCACGAGGAAGAGAACUAAGACUGGCAACAAUCUAAAUCACAAAGACGAGAAAGCUUUAACUGCGCCCGACGACCCCGGCGAGCACAUCAAAAUCAUCAAAAUAGAAAAGACUAAUGAACCACUUGGUGCUACAGUGAGAAAUGAAGGAGAAGCGGUUAUUAUCGGUAGGAUAGUGCGCGGUGGCGCGGCCGAGAAGUCAGGGUUAUUGCACGAGGGAGACGAGCUUUUAGAAGUAAACGGCGUAGCCAUGCGUGGCAAAUCAGUCCACGAAGUGUGUCAAGUGCUGGGCGCGCUGUCCGGCACGCUGGCCAUGGUGGUGGCGGCGCGCGGCGAGCGCGUGCGGCCGCCCGCGCCGCGCGUGCUGCACGUGCGCGCGCACUUCGACUACGACCCCGAGGACGACGUGUACAUACCGUGUAGGGAGUUAGGUAUCAGCUUCCAGAAGGGCGACGUAUUGCACGUCAUCAGCAGAGAAGACCCGAACUGGUGGCAGGCGUUCCGCGAAGGCGAGGAGGACCAGACGCUCGCCGGCCUCAUUCCUAGCCAGGCCUUCCAACACCAACGGGAGUCCAUGAAGCUGACGUUAGCCGGUGAAGUAGCGGCCCGGGACAAGCCGCGGAAGGGCGGCACGCUGCUCUGCGCCAAGAAGCCGCCGCGCAAGAAGAAAAGCAAGAAAGCCACCAGCGAAGCCGGGUAUCCGCUGUACUCCACUUCCACUGGCGAAGGUGAGGAUUACGAACAAGAAGAGAUCCUAACAUACGAAGAAGUAGCGCUAUACUACCCUCGCGCGUCACACAAGAGGCCGAUAGUGCUGAUCGGGCCUCCUAACAUCGGCCGGCACGAGCUCAGACAGAGACUGAUGGAAGACAGUGAGAGAUUCGCAGCUGCCGUACCACACACGUCGCGGCCCCGGAAAGACCACGAGGUGCCGGGCCAGGACUACCACUUUAUCUCUCGCACGCAGUUCGAAGCCGACAUACUCAACAGGAAGUUCGUCGAGCAUGGAGAGUACGAGAAGGCUUAUUAUGGCACAUCCCUAGAAGCAAUCCGCGAAGUAGUCAACUCCGGGAAAAUCUGCGUAUUAAACUUGCACCCGCAGUCGCUCAAGAUCUUGCGGACGUCGGACCUAAAGCCCUACACGGUGUUCGUGGCGCCGCCCAGUUUGGAGAAACUGAGACAGAAGAAGAUUAGAAAUGGAGAGGCUUUUAAGGAGGAGGAACUAAAAGAGAUAAUAGCAACAGCGCGAGACAUGGAGCUGCGCUGGGGCCACCUGUUCGACAUGAUCAUCAUCAACAACGACACGCAGCGCGCCUACCAGCAGCUGCUGAACGAGAUCAACAGCCUGGAGCGCGAGCCGCAGUGGGUGCCGGCGCACUGGCUCAAGCACACCUAGCACGGCCGGCGCGGCGGCGCCGCCGUCGCCGCUCCCGGGAACACUGGCCCGACCGAGCUCGGUGGCGCGAUCGACGCGUUCAAAUUCAUCCUGGUCAUAGGAAUCAUAAAGCGAAUGGUUUUACAUUUGCUCGUCUACCUCCACGACUCGUGGGGUCGGCUGCUCGGGCGGGAUUCUAAAGUAGAAGUAGGUACUAGUGUCCGCGCUUCCUGUACGGAGCGGAGAUUGUCCCCCGCGUGACUUUUUCUAUCGUCGUGUUUUCGUGACGGUUUGGUGGUUUCGAUUUUGGACCAGUUCCGUUCGAUUGUUUUUAAUGUCGUGUGUAGAAUAAGGUGCGAUGCUUAUGAAUGAAUAGAAGUUGUAUAAAAUGUACGAGAGAAAUAGAGUCAUAUUUAUUAUCAGUAAUGAUAGUUGACCACGUUUCGUAAGUCGAUAGUCUCCAUUUCAUAAUUUACUGGGCAAUAAUAUUCAUUAUCGUCGGAUUAGGUUAAGUUUGUGCAUACGUGAUGUAUAAAUAAGGGAUUUGUCAUACGUGACGCGGAUUUUUUUGGAUAUUAACAAAAUAUACUGCCUUACUCAAUAAAAAGUUAUGUAAUUUUAAUAUCGUACGGAAUUUUGGGCGUCAACCUGUUAGAAAUAGGUAGGUUAUUGUAAUAAAUCAUGCGAGUUUAAUUUAAACUUUUUUCUUAGCCAGUGGUGGAAUUAUGUGACCAUUCACUGGAUAGAAAUUGUUUAAAACUAAAAAUAAAUACUUUAUUUAAAGCUAUGGCAAAAAAAUACAUUUUGAUUUGUGUACUGAAAUUACUGUCCAAUAGAUCACCUUAAUAUUCCACCAUUGUCUUUCAUCUGUUAUAGAAAAUGAACACAUUAAAUUAAAUAUAUAAGUCGUAUUAAAGCGUACUAAAACACAAUAAAACCGGCCAAGAGCAUGUCGGGCCACGCUCAGUGUAGGGUUCCGUAGUUACUCUUCCGUCACAAUAAGCUAAACUGGAGCUUAAAGUAUAGUAAAUUGUUAACCAAGGGAUGAAACGGUACCUUUCACCCGAAUUAAACAAAUAGGCAUUUCAUUUUAACAAUACCUAAGUGCGUGCUAUGCAGUUCGCUUAACAUGCGUCCCCUGAAUGAUACUGGAAUUACGACUUUAUGCCCUCGCAAUAAGGAUCCAUUUUCAAUUUGUAAAUCGGUUCUGCAAUUAUAAUAAGGUUGGACCGAUUUACAAUUGAUUUUACGUGGCCAACCCUUGUUCAUAUAUUUAAUUACCGUUUGAAGAGUUGAAUCGACCUCGGUAGCCCUUUUAAUGUCAUGCGCGGUUACCGCCGAUGAAAAGUAUGAAAGUAAGAUGAAGAGUAAGUCUUUUUACUAUGAAGGGAAAACUUUUUGCGAUAACUCAAAAACAGCUAAACUGAUCAUGCCCGCUAUAGUUUUCAUUUAAUGUCUUUCUUAAGCUCUACUUCCACGAUUUUUUUCAUAUUUUUUGGACCUAUGGUUCAAAAGUUAGAGGGGGGGGGACACAUUUUUUUCUUUCGGAGCGAUUAUCUCCGAAUAUAUUCACUUUAUCAAAAAAUGUUUCUUGAAAACCCCUAUUAGUUUUGAAAGACCUUUCCAACGAUACCCCACACUCUAGGGUUCAAGUGAAAAAAAAAAUUCACCCACACUUUACGUGUAGGGGAGGUACCCUAAAAAAAAUUAUAUUUUUAAAUUUUAUUGUACAGUCAGCAUCAAAAGUAGCGGAUCAAAUAACGCUUCAUAAGUAUCUACCAUUCUGCAACAGCUUAACAAAAAGUGAUGUCUUUAAUAUAGAACAACUAAGACUGUAAAAGAUAUACUUUAGGUAAAAGAUAUACUUUAGAAAUUUUAUUGUACAGUCAGCAUCAAAAGUAGCGGAUCAAAUAACGCUUCAUAAGUAUCUAACAUUCUGCAACAGCUUAACAAAAAGUGAUGUCUUUAAUAUAGAACAACUAAGACUGUAAAAGAUAUACUUUAGAACGCGAAUUCUAGAAAUUUAUUUAUAUUUAGAAAAGCUAUCCCGAAUAUCAGAUACUUUUGGCGCGUUGUUUCAUCCGCUACUUUUGAUGCUGACUGUACGACUUUGUCGGCUUUAUUGAUUUAUAUAUCCAUGCCAAAUUUCAGCUUUCUAGCACUAACGACCACGGAGCAAAGCCUCGGACAGACAGACAGACAGACAGACAGACAGACAGACAGACAGACAGACAGACAGACAGACAGACAGACAGACAGACGGACAUGGCGAAACUACCUAGUUGACUACGGAACCCUAAAAAAGAUACUUAUCAACCUACAAAUCUCAUGGCAACAAUAAGUACCUAUCUAAUAGCAAGUCUACUCUAGGUAAAUAGAUACUGCGCUUCGAAAUAGUAGCCAUUCGUUUGGUAUUUCUGUCAUACAAUAAUAUUAGUAAAUCUCUUAUUCUAAAGCAAACCUCUUAUAAGUAAACUAUCACCGAUCUUAAAAGAUUGUUUGAAUUAUAUAAAUAUGAUGUCAAGGUUAUACACGAUAAAGGCGAAACGUUGUAUAUUACGCUUCAAUAUGACUUACUUUUCUUUUCAAUGUGUUUCAACAGCAUUUGUAGCUAACUUUGGCUGCGUAUGCGGAUAUUAAGUCGAUAACUCACUUGGGUAGGUGAAAAUAAGAGAGAAACCUUUUGCUGUAAGAGUCGUAGAUUAUUGUUUAAAACAGGGCAUGUAGUUUUAUCACUUGAAACAAUAAUUCCUUCCAUCUGGGCGUAGCGAAAAUAAAUAGAUGGCGUGGUGAUAAACCUUUUUUACGGGCGCGGGCCUCAUUUAUAAACUUACAAGUUUACCAGGUGAAACUGGCAACAUUGCACAAAAAGCCUCUCGUGAUUGAUCAACUGAGUGUCAAUUGUGUCAAUGUUGCCAUUAUAGGGCAAAUUAGUAUCUGUAAGGCGUUAUAAAAGUCAUAGUGAGUAAAUAGGACGCACGCUGUCAAUAAUACUGAUGAAGUCGUAUUAUAUCCCCUGUAAAUGGAUAAAUAUAAGCGAUCAUUCAUUACUAGCGAAUUCACAUGUGAAUUAAGACUAUUCCUAAUAUUAACAGAUGACGCUAUAGAGUGUCGAACACCGUCAUGAUCUACCUGUAAUACUACUGGAGUCUCAAUGUAUUUCAACCAUUGCGCGGCCAAAGUCAAAAUCGGUAGCUAGUAUUUACGCAGUAAAUAUAUUUGUCCAUUUAAAGAAAGACUUUAAAAAUCAGAAUUCAACUGUUUGGUUUUUUAACACGGUCUGUCGUUCAUUAAAAGGUCGCUUAAGAAGUGUAAGUAAAAUAAAGGCACGAUUAAUAAAAAUAGAGAUGUCGAGAAACCAGGCUGUUAUGAACUAUUAUUCAAUAAUUUGUCAACGUUAUUUUCGAUGGUUUUCUAUGUAAUGAAGUACUUAAUAACUUGAUGUUUGCCAAACAAAAGACUUCACAGGUGACACUAUGCCAAAAAGAAGUUGACUGUAGCAUAAAAAUCAACUGGUAACUUUUGUUGCGAUUGCGGCAUCAUCUUGAUGUCGGAGAAAGAACCUUUCAUUACACACACAGAUAGACCCUAUAGGUAACACAAAAACUAUCUGACACGUUUUCGUAUAAAAAGUGCAUGUGAAAGUUACCAGUUGAUGAUUUCAUAGAUCUAGAAAAAAAUAUUCUUUGUUUUUUCCGUGGGGGAUGCGAUGUGUUGUAUAGCUGCAUUUUUUUAUUUUCGAACAUUGAAAUGUCAGUAGCAAACAUUAGGCAUUUUUAACACUUAUCAAAUAUCCGUGAUAGUACCUAAAUCUAUUGAAUAAUUCAUUCUGUAAUCGUAUGUUCAAGACGUUGCGCGUAAAAUAAAUGGUAAAAAAAAAACUAAUAAUAUUUAAGGUGGCUAGACAAUAUCUGUUGCAAUGACACUUUCAAUAGUUAUCGUGUAUUUACAUGACAGUCACGUUCUGGCGCAACAUGAACUGUCAUUAUGACUGACAGUGUCUAUCCCCUUAGGCUUGCUCAGACAAGUCUUAAAAAACAAUAAAUGAAUCGGAAUUAAUUAGAUCAAAAUAGUUAGUAUCAAUACCGCUAAAAUGACACUAAGAUUAUACAAUACAAUACCUAUUUCCCUAUUGCCAAAUUUAUACUUUAGAUCUUAAAUAGGAUUUUUGAAAAAUUUCUCCAGUAGUCUAUUGUGGGUCUUCUCUUAAAGAAAUGAAUUGGUGGUAGGAAAAUUUAAAAAAAGUCUUUAAAAAAACAAUAAAUAUACCGAUCACUGCUGUUAGUGAGUAGAAAAGCAAUAAUUUGUAUCCGUAUAACCGAUGCCUACUGUACAACGACAUAUCUGAUUUUUAUAGUACCUAUUUCAAAUAAUAAAAGUAUGUCUAAUGGCACUGUUUCUAGAAGUGGUAAAACCAGGGACCAUGCGAAAGUUUUAUUUCUAUGUACACAUUUAUUUUAAAAGUUGAAUAAGAGCGCAUCUUUUAGGACUUAUUAACAUAAACAUAUAAAGGUAUGUGCAAUAAAGAUCUUUAAACAAUGUAAGUACACGUUCUUCACCUAAAAAAAAACAUUGUAGACUAUUCUUAUGGUCAGCAUAAAUUGCGAGUCGUUAUCUGACAUUAAAAUAGCAAAAUUAUGUAUGCUCAACAUUCUUUCUUUGCAAUCGUCUAUCACUGGAAAAACUAAGUGUUUUAGAUCUUCACAAUUACCUAACAGAAACCUUAAGAUACAGAAGGGAGUCUUCAAAAGUGUUCUGUUCUGUCAGUUUUGACAUCAAAUACUAAAACAAAAUGGUCCCAAGACUAAAACUUCUAAAAAUAGUGUCGUGCUACGUUAUCGAUUCCUUUUAGGCGCGUUUACCUCUUUACAAGAUACUAGGGUAGUUGCGUUACUGUGUUAUCGCUUGACCGAUUCAGAAGUUUUUAACAUUUAUAGUCGUACUUAUACAUCACUAUUUUAGAUGGCGUGAAUAAAUGCAAUACUUAAACUUUACGACACAAUAUUCUAAAUGUCCGGUAAUAAAUGAGAUAAAUUAGAUAUAAACUUGGAGUUAUUUUCAUUACAAUAUAUCUUGUAGAUAGAUUGUACGUUCCAAAUAACUUAGUGCCAAAUAUUAGGCCGAAAUAGGGUCGUUUCAUUUUUAUAGUAAUCACAAUUAAAUAUGUUCAUUUAUAUUUGUAUAGCUUGUUUUACCAUUACCAUUCCACGUUAUGCUGAUUUUGAGAUCGUGUCAUAUGUUUUAUUGUUCGACAUAACAUAUUCAUAACUUUGUAUUCGUUUUUAAGUUUUGUGUUAUUUUGACGAGUCAUUUGAUUUGUUUGUCGCGUACUCCUUUUUGAGGUUUCAACAUCAUAGUAGAUAGAUAGAUAUAGCUCUUCAGCGAUAAGACCGCCUAUUGCCUGCCUCUAUUUAAUCGAUUGUAUAUUUUACUGAGGUGUGCCAAUAAAGAGUAUUCUGUCUAUCUAUCUACCUAUAAAUUACAAGCAUCAAAGCGGGUAGGGUUUUUAAUUAAGUAUUUGGGUUUUAAAUUGGUUAAUAAGCAAAGAGACAAGGCUGAAUUAACACCAUACGAUGGGUAUUAGGGGACCAGUAGCCAUCAUCACCAUCUUAAGCUGAUGUAGUAUAGAGGAAGUUUCCUUGCUAGCACCACAGCCUUAGAUCCUGGGCCCUCUAUGACCCAUGUAAUAGACAAUUUAUAAUUCGGCCAGCCGUUGCUCAAUAAAAAAGACAAUUUCAAAAAAUUCAGUCGUUGAAAGUCGACUACCCAUAUAAUUUUUCUUUAAUUUUUUAGCUGGCUGAACUAUAAUUAUGACUAUCUGCGUUCUACCAAUUUUAAACUCAUAUAUUUGCACUGAAAAUAUUCUGAUGACUCGUUUUGGUAACACUGUAGUGGAAUUAGAUUAUCGGAGGUAACCUGCAGGGGUGCUAAGUAUUUAAAUUAGACCAUCAAUAUAUCCCGAGUUUCUGUAUUUGUAUUUGUAUUUGAAUUAUUGGCGCGGUGCAUGCCUCAACUGUCAUUAAAUAUUAGGUAUUACAGGCUGUUACUUUACGAACUUACUAUAUAUACAGGUUUUGUCAUGCAUCCGAUCAAUAAAACGUGGAUUUGUCAGUUCAUUGUAUUGAUAUUAUCUAAUUUAUAAAUAGUCCUGUAAAUAAUUUAUUAACAACUGAAUAAAUGAUAAAUAAAUAUUAUAAAUAACAUGUUAAUAGAGAACAAUUUAAUGUAAAUAAUAGAAUAUUAAA
Messenger RNA from Cydia pomonella (codling moth), 10749 nucleotides. It is a transcript of the gene sdt, whose product is annotated as protein PALS1. The transcript is spliced from 20 exons. Gene Ontology annotation, cellular component: adherens junction; plasma membrane. The record is from RefSeq and is a predicted model, not a curated record. NCBI's taxonomy places the organism in Eukaryota, Metazoa, Arthropoda, Insecta, Lepidoptera, Tortricidae. Bases 785 to 4525 code for a protein of 1246 amino acids. Gene Ontology annotation, biological process: establishment or maintenance of polarity of embryonic epithelium; morphogenesis of an epithelial sheet; establishment or maintenance of epithelial cell apical/basal polarity. Gene Ontology annotation, molecular function: protein binding.